Molecule: messenger RNA, 1196 nt
Organism: Lycium ferocissimum
Lineage: Eukaryota; Viridiplantae; Streptophyta; Magnoliopsida; Solanales; Solanaceae
Product: putative calcium-binding protein CML19
Exons: 1
Coding region: 319-912 (197 amino acids)
Molecular function (GO): calcium ion binding; enzyme regulator activity
Source: RefSeq, a predicted model, not a curated record
ACGCCGUACAACUAAAUGCUGUAUUUUUUUUUUUUAUCAGCACGAAGUUUCUAUACUCUGUAUACCCACGGAAUUAGUAAUCAUCAACUAUAUACUACUGUCUUAUAAAUGUCCUAUUCUUCUCCCUAUAGCUAAUUCAUCACCAUAUCAAUUUUUGUUUUUAGAGCAUUCCCAAAAAGUUGCAGUUUUGUAGUAAUUAAUUGUUUCAAGUUCAACCCUUUUCACACUUUAUCAUAUUCUACCAACAUUAAUCAUCGACUCCAAUUUGUUUGAGACUGAAGCAUAACCAUUUCAUUUUAAUCUACGUGCAACAUAUAUAUGGAGUCUGUUUCUGUACCUAGUGCCGAAAACAAAUCCGUUUUCUCAAGAUUACGGAAUAGGUUUACGCUAGAUAAGGCGACUUCUCAGAAGAAAGACGAGGGCCUAACAACAACAACGACAACGACAAUUACUACUACUACUGGUCCUCGUCUUUCAGUAAGUAGUAGUAGUAGUAAUAAUAGUGAAUUAGAGAGGGUAUUUACGUACUUUGACGAGGAUGGAGAUGGAAAGGUGUCACCAGCGGAGCUAAGGAGGUGCAUGAAGGCGGUAGGAGGUGAGCUGACGGCGGAGGAGGCUGAGAUGGCGGUGAGGCUAUCGGAUUCUGACGGGGAUGGGUUGUUAGGAUUGGAGGAUUUUACAAAGCUAAUGGAAGAAGAGAGGAACAAGGAGAGUGAAUUGAUUGGAGCAUUUGAAAUGUAUGAAAUGGAAGGGAGUGGAGGCUACAUUACUCCUAAGAGCUUGAAGAGGAUGUUGAGUCGACUUGGUGAGUCAACUUCCAUUGAUAAAUGCAAAGCUAUGAUUAGGAGAUUUGAUCUCAAUGGAGAUGGAGUUCUUAGCUUUGAUGAGUUCAAAACUAUGAUGACAACUUAGGAGAAGAUUUCAAAACCCAAAUAUUGCUCCAUACUGUAUCAUUUAUGUACAUAAUUAUCUGAUCUUAGUUUCGGUGUUUUUUCUUGAUUUCUUCCUUCUAAAAAACAAUUGUAAUAUGAUGGGAUAAUACUCCCUCCUUCUCAAAAUACUUGUCGUAUUUUUCAUUUACACGCCCCUUAAGAAAAUAUUAAUUAGGAAGGGUGUAAUUAGAAGUCUGUACUCUUUUAAUCUUUACGUACAUGUAUAAUUCUUUGGCCAUGAGCUUCAAUUUGAUUAUUGAAAAA